AUGGUGAUUCACCGUGGCCGGGACCCCGAAGUGAUGGUGGAGACCUUUGAGCUGGACAACCCAGGAUUCCGUUCCCUUGCAGAGCCGACUUUCCGCUCCAAAGAUCUCUUUUCCAAAACGGUUUCGCUCCACCUAGCCGGCAGGAUGGGCUGCUCGAGCCAGUUCAGAAUCGGUCUCCUCUGCUUCAUGGGUGCCUUCGUUGCUUCUUACGACCCUUGGGAUUUCUCUGCAAGACGCCCGGGUCCCUUGCAGCCUCCUCGCACGCCUUCUCCGGAGAGGCGGCCCGUGGGUUCUCCUGACCUGUCCGGCGCCUGGGCUUUCGUGGACAACUCCCGAGCCCUGUCCGCCUUCGCCCCCGUCUCGGUUCAGUGUGGGGAGGCCCAGGUGGCGGUGGCUGUGAAGAGGGACCUCUUUGGGACCGGGAGGCUGGUCCAAGCGGCGGACCUCAGCCUGGGGUCUUCGGGCUGCAAGCACACCGCCCUCGACGCCGCCGAAGAAGCGGUGGUCUUUGAAGCGGGCCUCCACGAAUGCGGGAGCACCUUGCAGAUGACUCCAGACUCUCUGGUCUACAGCAUCCGUCUCUACUAUAAACCCACCCCUGGAAGCAACCCGGUCAUCAUCCGAACCAGUGCUGUCGAGGUCCCGAUUGAGUGCCAUUAUCCAAGGAAAAAGAACGUCAGUAGUAAGGCCAUCAAGCCGACAUGGGUUCCCUUCAGCUCCACGCUGUCUGCAGAGGAGAGACUGGUCUUCUCCUUGCAUCUCAUGAACGAGGACUGGAGUGCUGAGAGGACCUCUAAGCGGUACCAACUGGGAGAGGCCAUGAAUCUCCAGGCAGAUGUGAACACGGUCAACCACGUGGCUCUGAAGCUCUUCGUGGACAACUGCGUUGCCACCUUGAGUCCAGACAGAGAUUCCUCUCCCAGAUACUCGAUUAUUGAUUUCCACGGGUGCCUGGUGGAUGGGAGAUCAGGAGAAUCCAGUUCCGCCUUUGUGUCUCCCAGGACCAGACCGGAUUCGCUCCAGUUCACAGUGGACGCCUUUAGGUUUGCCCAGGAACAGGCGGACAUGAUCUACAUUACCUGCCACUUGAAAGUCAUAGCCGGCGACCAAACUCCAGAUGUUCUGAACAAGGCAUGUUCCUUCCACGAAGCACAGAGUGGCGGCAGAGAGGAGCCAAGCGGCAAACGUCUCCUGUCUCUUUCAGAAGCCCAUGAGAAGUCUGUGCUGAUCAUGAUGGGACUGACGGUCACCACCGGUGUCCUGGCUUUGGUCUCGGUGGUUCUGGCCUCGCUUCUGGCCUGCAGGAAAAGGAGACGCUCCGAUAAUACGCCGUAUUUCCGGUGCGUUUUUAUCUUCGUGCGGACGCGGGAGUCCGGGAGGAGAGUUCACGCGCGGAACCGGAGCUUCGCGGUCCGGACCGGCCUGCGGCUCAACGCGGAGAGGAAUCGGCAUGUAGGCCGGGAUGGGUCGGGAGGGAGUCAUGGGUCACUUUUUGAAGGCUCCAUCUACUUCUCUGAAAGAAAUACAUAG
Molecule: messenger RNA, 1530 nt
Organism: Euleptes europaea (tarantolino)
Lineage: Eukaryota; Metazoa; Chordata; Lepidosauria; Squamata; Sphaerodactylidae
Product: zona pellucida sperm-binding protein 3-like
Exons: 11
Coding region: 1-1530 (509 amino acids)
Biological process (GO): egg coat formation; binding of sperm to zona pellucida; positive regulation of acrosome reaction
Cellular component (GO): extracellular matrix
Molecular function (GO): acrosin binding
Source: RefSeq, a predicted model, not a curated record